Anopheles stephensi (Asian malaria mosquito) is the source of this 13371-nucleotide messenger RNA. RefSeq lists its product as uncharacterized. Gene Ontology annotation, biological process: regulation of transcription by RNA polymerase II. NCBI's taxonomy places the organism in Eukaryota, Metazoa, Arthropoda, Insecta, Diptera, Culicidae. The record is from RefSeq and is a predicted model, not a curated record.
UGUGAGCGAAGAAAAUCGUCGCUUGUUCCGUCGUUUUCCCGAUCGCUUCCCCGCCGCCACCAACCUACCUACCCGCCUACGUAUCUACCAACCCCCGCGAUAGGCCUUCUGGUUUCUGUCUCGACACCAGCCUGCCUAGUUCAAGCAAUCGUGUGUGCUUGUGUGAGUGAGUGUGUGUGUAUCUUGUGUUAGCACCGCUGCGGUUGCCCUGUGUAAGUGUGUCGUGUGUGUGUGUGUGUGCGAGCGCGUCAAGUGUGUGCGUGUGUGUGUGCAUGUGCUGCGUCCGGUGCAGUAAUUUUGCAAGCGAGAUCGAAACGAUGCGCUGAAGAUAUUAUCGGCAUGAGAUGGAAGCAGCCGCCAUUCGUUCAAUGCAGCAGGUCGGGCCAACCGGACAGCGGACCGAUUCAGGCCCUUCGCCUCAACCGCCGCCGCCCGGAAUGUAUCAGCAGCGCGUCCAAACUGCGACCGCUGCUCAAAUUCAUCGAUCGGCUGAUACGACGCAGAGUUAUAGCAAGGGUGGCCCAUCGCCGUCGCAGUCAGUACCUCGAUCAGCGGCAAGCCCAUUGUCACCACCAAGGCCUGGCCCGGGAGCUGCGGGAGCCGCGAAUUAUCCAUCAUUUGGAGGUGCUCCGGCGAGAGAGGCGCCCUUGCGAUAUGUGCAAAACAACUCGUACGUUCCCACCUUCAUACGGGAUGCGAGUCCGUUCACACGCGUCUCUCAGGUGCAGCAGGUUGUCGCUGAGUACCGGCAGGUGGUUCCUUCCUCGGUUAUUGGUGCGGCGAACGUAGUCCCCAAUAGCAUAGUUCCCCCUUCCAUCAGCAUUGUCAACAACAUGGAUGUAGUCCCGCUGCAUUCAACACCGCACCACAUCCAGCAGCAGCAGCAACAACAGCAGCAGCAACAGCAACAGCAGCAACAGCAGCAACAACAGCAACAACAACAACAACAACAACCACAACAACAGCAGCAGCAGCAGCAGCCGACGCAGCAGCAGCAGCCGCAUCAGCAGCAGCAACAGCAGCAGCCGCAGCAGCAGCAGCAGCAGCAGCAGCAGCAGCAGCAGCAGCCGCAGCCAGCAGCAGCAGCAGCAGCAGCCGCAGCAGCAGCAGCAGCAGCCGCAGCAACAGCAGCAGCAGCAGCGCCGCAGCAGCAACAGCAGCAACAGCAGCAGCAGCAGCCGCAGCAGCAACAGCAGCAACAGCAACAGCAGCAGCAGCCGCAGCCGCAGCCGCAGCAACAGCAACAGCAACAGCAACAGCAACAGCAACAGCAACAGCAGCAGCAGCAGCCGCAGCAGCAGCCGCAGCCGCAACAGCCGCAGCCGCAGCCGCAGCCGCAGCCGCAGCCGCAGCCGCAGCAGCAGCAGCAGCAACAGCCUCAGCCGCAGCCGCAGCCGCAACAGCCGCAGCCGCAGCCGCAGCCUCAGCCGCAGCAACAGCAGCAGCAAACCCCUCCAAUUCCAUCGCAACCGUCGUCGGUUUCUUCCCAGCAAGUCGGAGGAGGAGGAGGAGGAGCGCCUGUGAUGGUAGCAUCUGUGCCGCAACAACAGCAGCAAGCGCCCCAGCCUCAGAUUGUGAUGCAGCAGAUUCCUCAACAGGUGCCGCAACAAACGCCCACCAGGCCCCGCAUUUCCUUGCUUCACCCAAACCCAGAUUACCAUCUGCAAACGUCGCGAUCGUUGGUCUCGACAGUGCCGGAUAGCACGGGACCACCCGCAUUUAAAAAGAUUCGAUUAAAUGAAGUCGUCGGUUCGCAGCAUCCCCCACCGGUGAUGGGUUCCGUACCACUGUCCGUUGGUAGUGCGAGCAAUGCGACGACUUUGCUGAAGGUGGAUACGCGGGAAUCGCCGGUAGUUAUGGUACCUUCGGGAGCAUACCAUCCGCAAGUGGAAGCCAUCUCGCCCACACUGCCCAGUGAUCCGAUGGAAGAGUUACGGGCCACCAAGGAUGAGCUGUUACAGCAGAUCGCCAAGGUGGACAAUGAAAUUGAUAAAGCGGAGAAGAAGAUUGCGUCACUGAAGAAGAAGCAGGAAUCCCUCGAGGAAGCAUCCGCCAAGCCGCCGAUCGAAGAAAGCUCCUCGGAGGCACAGCCUAAGCACCGUAACCUAGCGCAGAAAAUUUAUGCGGAAAAUCGCAAACGUGCCUCCGCAGCUCAUGCCGUCCUUACUACGCUCUGUUCGCUCGGAGCCGACCCACUCCCGUUGUACAAUCAGCCGUCGGAUGCGGAGGUGUGCCGAGAGGUGCAGGAACGUCAUCGGAUGUUCAAGCAGCGACUGCUAUUGCACUUCCGGAAGAUCAAAACGGAGCGUGCGGCGAAACAGUGCGAGAUAACGGAACGUUACGCCCGGUUAUCGCAGGAAUGGACCAAGCGCGUCGAUAAGCUGGAUGCGAGCGCCAAACGUAAGGCAAAGGAGGCCAAGAAUCGCGAGUUCUUCGAAAAGGUUUUCCCGGAGCUUCGAAAGCAGCGGGAAGAUAAGGAGCGAUUUAAUCGUGUAGGUUCUAGAAUAAAAUCCGAAGCCGACCUUGAAGAGAUCAUGGAUGGUCUUCAAGAACAGGCCAUGGAGGAUAAGAAAAUGCGCUCAUAUGCUGUGAUUCCACCUUUAAUGUUAGACUCCAGACAAAGAAGGCUAGUGUUUAAUAAUGAAAAUGGAGCGCUGAUAGACAUGGAAACGGAGUUUAAGGAGCGGUUAAGUUUGAACGUGUGGACAUCGGGAGAGAAAGAAAUUUUCCGGGAAAAGUUUUUGCAGCAUUCGAAAAAUUUUGGCACAAUUGCAGCCAGUCUGGACAGGAAAAGUACGCAGGAUUGUGUGCGAUAUUACUACCUCAGUAAGAAGACGGAAAAUUAUAAACAGUUGUUAAGAAAGUCCCGACAGCGAACAAGAAGCUCUAGAAACCCUCAAAAAUCCAACCAGCAGCAAACACAAUCAAUUGUGGAUGCAAUGACUACUGGUGUUACGACAAGACUACAACGUGAACAACAACAAAAGACUGUAGGCCGUGAUCGCGCCGCGAAUUCAACAAAUAGUACGAUAGGAAGUAAUGCGACAUCUAAUGUUGUCAAUGUCACUACAAAUCCGUCAUCAAAUACCGUGCCCGCCAGCAAUAAUAAUAAUGGCUGCAGCGGCAACAAUAUCCCCAGCAGCAGUAGUAAUAAUAGUGUUACUAAUAAUACUAACGCGAUCAACGAUGCCACUGGCACGGGUAACAACGGCAGCAUUAGUGGUAGUUGCAAUACCAACUCUUCGUCCCUAUCAUCUCCCAGCGGCUACGGCGUGUCUGUGUCGGUUGCCGCCUCUACCGUAACGUCUGCUGGUGGUAACAGUAGCAACAACGCCAACAGCAGCAGUAAUGCUACUAACAGCAGUAACAGUAAUACCACCACCACUAUGGGCAGCGCAAAUGAAUCAAACGCCAACAGCAAUGGAGCUACGGCUAGCAACAAUACCAGUGCUACAGCUGGUGGCGAUUCGGCAGACAUUUCGUCCAAGACCAAUGAAAACGAAUUGAGCGUCUCUACGGGAACGAUGCAUACGACGACGACAGCAGGAGCGUCUGCUGCAGUGACAACGGUGACGAAUUUAGCUUCCUGCGUGGAAGGAUUGAUGGGCAGUGAUACAGGAGUUGAUGCACUAUCAUCGAAAUCCUCGACCAGCGCUAAAGUUGUUAGCGGGACGGGAAUCACUUCCACUUCAACUGCAUCUGGGAAGAUCGAACCAACAGCAGCAGCGCAACCGCCAGUUGUUGCAGGCGCGACGAACGCUUCCUCCGUGGAAAAUAGUAUUGGCGUUUCGUAUGUUAUACCAGCCGCUACAAUGGCGUUGUCUAACAUUCCGAUAAAUGGUGUGAAACCCGAUUUGUUAUCGUUGAGUUCUAGCACGAACCAAUCUUUACCAUCGACGGUGGAACUAACGCUCGGGUCGGUGGUAGCGAGUGUCGUAAGUAGCAAGCUUGGCAGUGCUAAAGACGACAUUCAACACCUCAAGGAAGAAAUUAACGCAAGUGACUCAUUGAACAAACGUAAAGAUGAAAAUAUCAACGAAUCAGGCAUUUCGGACAUCCCGGAAGACAAAACAAACGUUACAGGUGCGCUACACACGUGUUUCAUCUGCAAAACAGAGUUAUGUUCACGUACUCGACCCAUCGAGCGAAGUCGCGCCGCGCAGUACGGCAUACCGGAGGCAGAGAUACCUGCCGGGGCGAGAAUCUGCAAUAGCUGUCAAUGUAAAUCGGUCAAAUCGCGCUACACUCACUGUCCGCUUCCGACCUGCCCGAACCCGAAAGAUCGUGUGAAGCGUUUCCGCAACCUUCCGCCACGGUUGUUCGAGCUGGCCCCCGAAAUACGUGACCCGAUCGUGCAAGAGCUUCAAAUACCACCGAAUGUGAGCAAAUGCUGUUCGGCAUGUUUAACGCGCAUUCGGCGCAAGAUGGGGCCCCAUCUGCUGGGUAGCACCGUACUCACCGAGGACGAGGUUAACCGGUUGAAAAAAUUAUUGCAAGAAUAUGGCCCGAAAUGGAACCAGUUUGCGGAGACGCUGUCGAAGCCUGCCCUUGCUCACAAAAACUUCUACUUUUACUAUCAGAAAAAGUAUGGGCUUGAUGUAGCAUUGAACGAAUACUACAAGCUGCAUCCCAGCGAGGAUAGUCGUCCGGCCAUGACGGAUGGGGACGAGUCGGACCUGAGUGCUGGAUCGUCGUCUUCGGAUGAGCGGGACGGUGACAGUGACACGACAGCGUCGGCCGAAAGUCCAACCAGCGGCAAUGCAGGCGGUGGAACGGGCGUUUCGCUCGGCAAUGUGACGGUGGGGACGAAGGGCAACGCUAAUGACGGUACCUCCCUCUCGGAAGGUGCGACUACAACGAAGCUAGACGAGGGUGGCAUAAUUAUGCUAGGUGGUGGUGGAGGGAGCAGCGUAUCAUCCGGCGUUAUUGGCAAUAGUAGUAGCGCGGGCAACAGCGCCGGUGGUAGUGGCAGCGAGGUGACAAUUUCUCUUGCACCUCCACCGAAAACAACGGCGACGACGAUUACUGGUUCCUCUUCUUCGACGUCUUCGGGAGGUAGUGGCGUGGCGUACGAGGAUGAGCGCUUGCUUCCGCCCGGUCAACCUCAACCGAGGAAACCAUUACGACACACAGAAGAGUAUGAUAGUUCUGCGACAGAAACAGCAGACGAAGAGAAUGAAUCGUCUCCGGCGAACAGACAGAGCCCUAAAGUUUCUCUUCCACAUCCUCCCAUACCGCAUGCACACUACCCACCUCCAUUGCAUCAUAGCUCGGGAAUUGCGAUGCUGCACAACUCCAUCAACAGCGCUCAGCAGCAAUCGAAUGGUCCACGAACCAAUGCCAUCGGAGGCGGUGGUGGUGGUGGUGGUGGUGGUGGUGGUGCUGGUAGUGACCUCAGCUCGGCACUGAAUGUACGGGACGUGGUGUUAAACGUGAUUGAGAGAUCGCUAAAGAAUAAUUCCUUGACGGCAACUGGUAAGCCGCCUCCCCCAGGGUUACGUGACCUGCAGUUUGGGAGCGGUGGUGCUCCUCCUGUUUCCGCUGGACAGCAGCAACUUCAACUUGGCGGCGGCGUACCUGGCUCGGCUUCAUCCGUGUCUUCAUCGGGAACAAACGCUUCGUCUACAGCGUCAUCGAUGAUGAGAGAUUAUCGCGAUGGGCCGAAGGUGGUGCUUGCCUCAGCGCCAGGCGUUGCUCAGUCGAUUGCUGGUGUAGGAGGUUCGACCGUAUCGUCGUCCCAGUCUGCGCAGCAACCGAAUCAGCUUUCGAUGCCAGUGUCUAGCUUAGGUAUUACGGUGGUAAACUCUCAUGGACAAAUAAUUGCAUCGCCAGGAGGGCAACAGCAGCAGCAUUCAUCCCUGCCGCCCCCGCUCGUCGGUGGUCAUGUACAGUUAAGUCAUCAUCAUGCACUGGGUGGUCAAAUACCAGCUACUAUCACACCCAUUCCACAUUCUAUGCAUCUUGGAGCAUCGUCCAAUUUGAACUCCUCGGUCGUGCGUACGCCGAACGAUGAACCGCAGACGUUGGAUCUCAGCAUUAAAAAAACGCCCCGUACGGAGGCCAUGGCUGUUGCGUCCUCGGCGGCAACAAAGCUAGUGGAGGUUGUUGGCAACAGCAACAGUGGAGGUGGAAGCUUUCCGCCACCCCCGGCACACAGCCACAGCAAUAGCAACCACCAUCUCGGUGGUGGUCCCUCGGGCGGAAGCAACGGCACCGGGUCCAACAGUGGAAAUAACAAUAAUGUUAACAGUAAGUUCCAUCUUGGUCAUCCGGGACCACCAAACUCGCACGGUGCAUCGGUGACGGUAUAUCGAACAGAUGGUGCGUUUUCCGGACCGAACAUUCCAUCGUCGUCCACUGUUGUGGGAAUUGUAGGAGGGGGCGGGCCGUACGUGAGCUACCAUCCGCCCGGGUCGGGUGCGCCUUCCGAUGCCAUGGGUCGACCGUUAACGAAAUCGCCAUCAGGUACCGGGGCCACGUACCUCAGCAUACCCCCGCUUGGCGCCGGUCCGGGGCAGAGCAGUGGAGGAAUACCGAUGCAGGUACCAUCCGGCCCAGGACGUCAGUCAACGUUGUCCUCGCUUACGCCGCCUCCACCACUGUCUGGUAGUGGAGGACCGAAGGGAAAGAACACUCCCAAGCUAAGUCCCAAGAUGGCGGGCAGUGGAUCGGUCAGCGGGGUACCGAAAGGAGGUUCUAUUACGCAUGGCACGCCCGUACAGCAACAACAGCAACAGCAGCAGCAGCAGCAACAACAACAGCAGCAGCAGCAGCAGCAAACCCAGUUAAUCAUUCAAGGUCAGUCGGCCUCUACGGCAACAUUAAGCCCGCGGUACGAAAAUCAUCUUCUGCGCCAAACGCCACCAUCAUCAUCGGUAGCUGCCGGUGGACGACCGGGUGCAUCUUCGUCGCCUGUUAUAAUGAGUGACAAAUUCAUCGGCUCCAUAACGCAAGGCACUCCUGUGCAUGGGGGCAGUGGAGGACUGUUACCGGACAAGCGCUCCAACUCGUCCGCAUACGACUACAAGCGCCAGAGUCCGGCCCAGACGAUAGUAGUGCCUGGUGGUCAUGCUCUACCCAUUCAGUUUAGUCCUUACGGGGCGGGAGUGCGUGGCGUUGGCGGAGGCAAUGGCAAUGGAGCUCCAGGUGUGGCAGCGUACUCGUCGCUUGAACCAACUUCUCAGCAGCUCAGCUCGAGGCAAAUCAUUAUGAAUGACUACAUAACGUCACAGCAGAUGCAGGGCCGAGCUGCGGGAGCUGGUGGCAGUGGACCGGUCGGUUCUUCUGGCGUUGUACCUUUGGUUGUGAACUCAGCUGCCGGCGGACGCUCCGGAAAAGAAUCUCCUUUGCCACGGAGCAGCACGGUAGGCGGUCCUACUCCACUGUCGAUGCCGCCGGGAUCAAUUUACGGACUUGUGGGAAGCAACGUGGUUGGUGCGUCCCCGUUGGGUAUUGUCAGUAGCCGGCAAGCGCAGAACGACUAUCUUAGUCGUACGUCACCAGCUGCAGAUCAUGUGAACAGAAUCUCACCGGUGUAUAGUAAUACGUCUAGUCCACAUCGAACUCCACCACCGCCACAGCGGCAAGGCGUUAUACAGCGUCAUAAUACUAGCAGCAACAGUGCGAGCAGUAGCGGACCGGGCAAUGGAGGUAGUAACAGUGGCAAUACAGGCAGUGUAGCGAUGGUCGUCGGGGGAGGUAGUGCCUCUUCCAAACCGCCAAGUCCAGCGCCUCGCUAUCACUUGCCAACACCGCUGCCGCCUCAUCACUAUCUUCAAGAUGCAUUUACUUCGUUCGUCGAUUUAGCAGUGCAACAGCCGCCGAUGACCGUUCCGCACAAAGACGAUGCAAAACGGUCGGUAAUCGAUCAACAGCAGCAGCAGCAGCAGCAACAACAGCCGCCGCCGCCGCCAACGCUGUCGUCGGGGUUGUCCGUUUCUUCUGCCCAUCAUCACGACAUGCGCUAUCAGCAUCCUAGCAUGAUACCUUUCCAUCAUCAGCAACAACAUCAUCAUCAGCAGCAGCAGGCCAAACAAGCCUCCCAACAACAGUUGCACCAAUCGCAUCAGCAGCAAACACAGCAACAACAAUUGCACCAGCAGCUGCACUCACAGCAGCAAUCGCAGGAUCAGCAGUCCAACAAAGGGCAGUUGCAGGAGCCAGGCAAAUUGCAGUCACUGGAACACUCGAAAGGCCAGUCACAGGCACAUUCGCAGCACCAAACGCAAUCCCAAGCUCAUCAGCAGUUCCAAAAUCAGCCACCACAAUCGCCACAACCGCCGCCGCCGCCGCAUUCGCAACAUCAGCAAGCGAAACAGUCUCAGCCACCGUCGUCGUCCAUGGGAUCGCAACAGAAUCCGCAACCACAGCAGCAUCAUCCAGCGCAACAGCAGCAGGAAAAUCCAGACAGUGAGCAGGAACACCAGAAGCAACAACAGCAGCAGCAGCAGCACCAGAAGCAACAGCAGCAGCAGCAGCUGCAGCAUCAUUUGCAUCAACAGCAACAAGCGGCAGCAGCAGCAGCUGUCGCCCAUCUCACAUUGCGACAACAGCAGGUUGACAUGCAGCGUCGACAUCAGCAGCAAUCUCCGAUGCAACCUUCGUUGCAACAGCUGGGGCCUAUUCCGUCGUAUCAACGGGAUCCUCAUGCGGAGCAGCGGGAUCGUCGCGAUGAGCUAAACUUCCGAGAGCGCGUUGAACUAGAGCGCUCGAUUAUGGUGGAAAGGGCAGAACGCGAGCGGGAUCGGGAGCGUGAUCAUCGUGACCGUGAGCGAGAGCGCGAACGUGACCGUGAACGAGAGCGGGAACGUGAUCGUGAUCGCGAGCGGGAACGCGAACGUGAACGCGAGCGGGAGCGCGAACGUGAGCGUGAUCAUCGCGAGAGACGUGAGCUGGAACGUGAACAGCAGGCACGCGAUCAGCUGCAUCGCGAUCGCGAGCGUCUCGAUCGGCAUCAGGAGGCAGAGGAGCGCCGAAGAAAGCAACACUACGAAGGGUUUUUACCAGAUCGACGAGACAGAGCGAUCGAAUUGAUGGGCGCUCGCACUACCUCGGAUGGGUCACUCACAGCAGCCAAUUUGAUUGAUGCUAUCAUUACACAUCAGAUCAGCCAAACCGCGGUCGAACCACCCCCAAUGCAGUCGAUACGGGAUUCUCACAGGACACCAUACCGUUCCAUGGCUAUGCAGCAGGUGAUAAGUGAGAUUAAUGGCAGUAAAUCCCAUUCGCCGAACGUAAUAAACGUCGAUUUGGAUUCGGACAGCGUGCAUCCGCACCACAGACGAGGAGAUGGAAGUGGAAUGAGUGGAAACAAUCUCAGUGGCGUGAAAAACAUCACGCUCGGCGAGCUGACGGAAUCGAUCAUAGCGAAGGAUUACUCACCGAACCCGAACCCAUAUCUGUCGCUGCGGCCACCAAUGAUACCGUACGGUGCGGCAUCGGCAGGCACUGCCGGUGCGGAAGCGAUUCUGGCAGCCGAUCACUGGAAGCAUCGGCGGCCCGCAUCGGUGGCAACAACAUCAGGCAAGGAGGAACAAAUGCAACAACAACGUGUACAUGAAACGCCGAAAGGUCCUGGCCGAGUGACGCCGGAAGAUCGCCACAUCAUACGAUUGGCACAAUCGCCUGGACCAAGAAAUAAAUUCCACGAAUCCGUUUCACCCGACGCACAACAAUUCUUCCAUCCGGGUGCACAACAUUUGGGUCGUGGUGUUGCUGGAGCGGGAGGUGGAGGUGGAGGUGGAGGAGGAGGCCCUCAUGCCGGUGCUGCCGGAGGGCGGGAUAACUUUGUGUUAGAUUUUUACGUAAAAAAUCGUAUCGUCGAAGCAAUGCGCACUGAGGACGAGAAGCGAGCCUCGUCGGACGCGUCGAUGGUUGUAGUGGUUGAUGGCAGCAGUGGUGGUGGUGGAGCUGGAGGUGGAGGCGGCAGUGGAAAUCGAAAUGUCGAUCGUCAGCAAUCUUCUCCCCGCAGUUUUCAAAACCUCUCCCCACAUCCGGCAUCCGCUCACCAUCACGUGAAGGAGAUGGGUUUGAUUGAUCGUAGUGGCACUCCUGCCUCGGGAGGAAGCGAUGUUGGGCAGCAGCAGCAGCAACAAUCGCACCAUUCGUCGAUGGAAGAGCAAAAACAGUCUCAGCAGUACCCGCAACAUUCGGCACCCUCGUCCUUGCUGUCCUCCACAUCCGGCUCGACUACCACGAGUCCGGCAAUUGUCCACAGCACGUACCAUCAGCAACCGAUCACGACCUUCACAACCCCACCAACGUACGCGUAUCCGUUCAGUGCCCUUACGGUCGCCAGUGGGGCUCCACCACCAACUACUUCCUCCACCUCCGGCCAUCCUUCAUCUUCGGCCUCAUCCGCUACCACUUCCAUAGCGACGACGAUGAUGGGAGCCGCCGGAGGCAGUGGCAGUAGCAGCGUUGGCGGCAUGAAAUCCAUCAACACCGCCGGGAUGAUCCUUGCCGGCAGCAGUCCCGGCGUUGGCGGUCCUAAUAGCGCGAUCGGAUUGAACAGUGCGGCCGGUGGUAACGGUCCCGGUGGUGCCGGUGGUGUGCUGACUGACGAUCGUCACGGCGGUGCACCUGCCAUGGAACCGAAACCACUGCUGUCUGCUCAGUACGAAGCACUCAGCGAUGAAGAUUAAGGGUGGUGAACUAUGAUGCGCGGAAUGCGGGCGGGGAAGGAUUGUCUCUCGGUUGGUCGGUCCGGGGUCCCCGUACAGUUAAUGUGUAUUAUGCAUCAGUUUUUUUCUUUGUUUUUUGUGCACUCGGAAGGUAAUUGGCAUUCCGGUGAUGGCUAGGAGUCAACUGAAACAUUCAUUCGACUUGUUGGUGGUGGAUUCUUAUCCGUUAACGGUGUUGGGUUGUGGUGGUGUGGGUCAGCUUUUGCAUGUCACACCACUGCGGUAAGAUGCGAAAAAGUCUGAGCGCUUCUCUUGAAACACUGAACAAUUGUGCUUACAAUGACGCGUGUUUGGUGCGCGAAGAAAUGAUGCGUGCAAACAAGACAACUCUGGAUGUGACGACGCUGAAAACGACGGAGGGCGAACGAAUUUUACCUGCAUAUGCCACAGAAAACAAACACACACACACACACCACAAUAUAACAAACAAACAAAACAAAACAAACCAACACACAAUAUUAAACCACACUUCAUAUGCGCCAUACAUUAGACAAACGAGAAAGCAAUAAUCGCAGUUUAAAAGUCAUAAGAAGAAAAAAACCCACACUUGAACGCGCGAGACAGGGAAAAAGAGAGAGAGAGCGAGAGAGCGAGCAUAUGUAGUAGAUUGAUCGGGUGCCCGUGAAGCUUAAGGAAUGACAACAACUACCUUUUUUUAAAUUUUAUUAGUACUACUUACACUACCGAGGAGCAGCAGGAAUAUGUGGUUUUGUUUUACUACUAUUGGGUAUAGUAUUCGAUAAUACCGGGCUUUUCAGUUGAAAGCAUUGUAGAAGCAUCCAUUCUUUUCGUCGGCUCCUUAGAUGAAAUGGUAAACAAUGCUAGUUGGCAUGGGAACGGCUUGAGAUGAUAGGGAAAAGGAAGUUGAUUCCCCUGUCUUCUGAAGCCGUUCCCAUGCCAACUAGAAUGGAUGCUUCUACAGCGUCAACUGAAAAGCCCUGUAAUCCGUCUUUGUCAAACGUAUAUUUUACAUGAUUUUAUAACGUUUAAAAAUGACUAUUAAAAAAAUAAUUCAAAAGCAAACGCCGCCACAAUUUGUUUUUUCAUUAAACACAUCUUUACGAAAACAUUUUGCAUGAUUGAAUGUUUCGUUCGUGACUCUUUUAUGGAUUGUGUAUCGAUCGACGAAGCUCUUCCUCGUUUGUUUCUUUUUAAUAUUCCUGGGGUGAAAAUCUUAAAAAGGGAAACCAGAUAUGAAAUUAGAGGUGGAAUUGAUGUGGAAAGAUAUAUAGAGAUCAAUUCCAAGUUGAUAGAUGCUUGUACACACAAACUACCACAUACCUUCAAACACACACUCACACAGACACAGACACAGUUCCGAAAAAAACAAGCUAAAGCAGCUGUUGAUAGUAUAAAAGCAACAUUAUUAAGCCGUACGAGGCACAGAAUAAAAGGAUGAGCUGUGGUUGGGUGGCGAAGAGAUAAGAUGAAAUAAGCCACCAUGCGCCCCCCCAUGCGACAUUAUUCGGUAACCGCUUGUUGCUUCCCUGCUGCGCUGCGCAAGGACGACGGGGGUGAGAUGCGUGUGUGUAAAAUAAAGGAAGGACUGCCGUUUUUUUUUUUAUAACUGUGAAUAUGGCUUGAUCAUGUGUUUGAAUUACGUUGCUGCAAAGAUCGCAACCACGACCAUACACUGGACCUUAGACGACGACGGCGGCGACGACGACUGCCCUUCUUGAUGAUUGAAUGUGUACAUUUGUGUGUGUCUUGUUUGGGUUUUGGUUUGUGAAGCGAAUAUUAUCGGUAUACGGAUAUGGAUGGAUGAUAAGCAAACAUGAAAAGAAAGGGGCGAAUAUGUGAAGUGAAGCUGAAGAUGAUACUAAUGGAUUAGUAGUAGAAGACGUUGGAGUAGCAAGCAGCAGCUAACUGUUGUUGGCAAGGACAUUACUCAAGCAGACGAAGAACAACAGCCAACCAGCCCUCACACUAUGUACAGCAAUGAGACAGAAAGGACAGAAGAAUGAUGAAACCUACAUACAAAAGAGAGAUAGAGAGAGGAGAGAGAGAGAGAGAGAGAAAAUAUGCAAACAAUACAAAUACGCUGCAGAUGAGCGUUAGGAACGGCAAUCUUUGUUUUUCUGUUAAUCCUAUUUUUUCUUCCUUUAAUGUUUCUUAGUUUACGGCAUUAUAAUGUAUAAUCGAUUUUGUUCAUUUUAUUUUUCCAGCGAGUAAUUUAUCGGUUACGAAAAAUGAUUAGAAUAUGCAUUAAAUACAGAGAAAAGCACGAGAAGGACGAGGGGGAGAGAGGGGAGGGGGGGGGGAGUAAAGUAUAUUGCAAAUUUAUAUGUAAGAAAAAUACAACACACACACACACACACACACACGAAUAGCAUCUGAGUGAAUGCUACUAAAUCGAUGAUAAAAAGUUGUAAUAGGAAGAAGAAACAAAAACAUAAUAGGAAACCAUACAAAAGCUACUGCUACUGCACGGAACACAAGCGUGGAGACAAGAUAAUACAAAGCAGUCUUCUUGUAACUUGUAGAUGAUCAAGGCGAUGAUGAUGAUGAUGAUGAUGAUGCAGUGGAUAUAUGAGACGAACUGAGGAAGGAAGAGCGAGAGAAGAAGCAGCAACAAAUGCAAACCGAUAUGAUAUGAAUAUAAGACCGAGUAGAUAGUGAGAUAACACGUAACUAAAAGUAAACAAACAAAGAAGUAAAGAAAAUAAACUGAAAAUGUACAUGAAGUUAA